AUGGAAGUGCUCAAAGAGCACCCCGGAGUAUGUCCCUUGAGGGAAGAGGUGAAAACCCUUGCUCCCUGCAACGACACCUGCAGCGAUGACCGAGACUGCCUGCCCAACCAGAAGUGCUGCUUCAACGGCUGCAGCCUUAGUUGCCUGGACUCAGUGCGCAGGAAGGAGUGCCGAUUACCGGCUGAGAGGGGACCUUGUACAAUGGCCUUUGUACGUUAUUACUAUAACGUUGAUCAAAAGAGAUGCAUACAGUUCACUUAUGGUGGCUGCCAUGGAAACAGCAACAACUUUGAGACCAAGGAAGAAUGCAAGAAGUCCUGUGGGAAAAUCACUCCAG
This is a messenger RNA of Gekko japonicus, 337 nucleotides long. Its product is annotated as kunitz-type serine protease inhibitor nigrescinin-1-like. Gene Ontology annotation, biological process: negative regulation of peptidase activity. Lineage: Eukaryota; Metazoa; Chordata; Lepidosauria; Squamata; Gekkonidae. The annotation marks the transcript as partial. The transcript has 3 exons. Gene Ontology annotation, molecular function: serine-type endopeptidase inhibitor activity. The record is from RefSeq and is a predicted model, not a curated record. Gene Ontology annotation, cellular component: extracellular region.